AUGCAGAAAUGCCAAUCACUGAAACGGUUCACAACCUUGGCCGUUUUGAUAACUAUCUCCCUUGGAUUUUUUAUCAAUGCCACGAAAGGUGCAAUGUUUCCGAAAGCGAGUGACAUGGCCAAGUCCACCGUGACCGAUGGGUCGGCCUUAUCUCCCUGUGCUCAACAGAUUUUCAAAUCGAAGCCGGAGAUUACGCCAAGAACUCACUUGAAGGACUCGAAGAGUGGCUACGACAAGUUGUACGCGAAAAUACAGGAAUCAAUUAAAGAGGGCAAUGUUAUUCAUGUAGAGGAUGGCGAGAGUGACGAUCUCUGGCAAAAUAUUCUUGGAAUACUGAGGGGGGUGGUACCCAAAAAAGUCUUCUUACACGGCGGUUAUUGGAAACUUCGUAAGGAAUGCGCCCGUAUUAUGUGGAAAUAUUUCCAAGAUAGGUUUAACAUAAAAAUGCCAGAAAUCAUGACACUUCAUGCAAACACGAUAGGAAGCUUCACAGAUUUUGAUCGUGCUGAAGGCCCCAUGCUUGUCAAAGAUCAAAUUGAAAAUUUAAGAGCUGCUAGUCUAGACCUUAACACAAAAGAAUACCGAGAUGAAUUAAAGAAAGCUGAGGAAAGCUUGCGUAAAACCCUGAAAGAAAACAAAUUCACUACCAUCUUCUUGAAAACAGCUCCUGCUGGAUUGGUCGACAUCCUCAAGAAAUUCGAAAAAAAAGUUGCAAUAAUCUGGACCGGACCGGUUGAAAGAAUACCUGACCCGUCGAGCUGGCUCAUAAAAUACAACUAUCUUCAAGCCCCAGAAGAAGGAGACAGGUUACUAGCGAUGGGAGUCCCAAUUAUCAUAACUAGUCCGUGGAUAGCAAACGCCAGAAUGAACGCAAUUGUAGACAAACAAUCCAUGAAAAAAUACAGGAACCUUCUUCCCCAGGGAUCAAUGUUUGUGCCCACUGACACCACUUUUCACGGUUUUGAUAAUCUUGAAACUAUUCAAUUGCACGAGAACCGCAUCUUUUCAAACUACAUCUUCGCCCUGGCCGACGCUCUUCAAGACAAAAUGGAACAAAUGGAUAAGAACGCAGAAAAAGCAAAAGACGAUAAGCUGGUAGAGAUUAGUAAUAAUCUGUACCUGAACAAAGCCGAUCGGAAAAAAGAGAUAGAAGCGGCAGAAAGUAAUUAUCUUUAUGCAACGCGCCUGCCAAGACGUUGGAAAGAACUCAAAAAGGGGAACACAAUAUAUAAGAUUUUCCGGGAAUUUUGUCCAGUCGACCAGGCUAUUCAAGUGGUGAGCGACCCGCAUUUGAAGGACAGUGUGCGAGAAGUGGUGGAAGUUGGAAUGAAGCGGCCCAAUAGAGAUCCAAAAGAAAAGAAAAUCCACGUCUGGCCGGAGUCGGGUACGGGUAUUUUCAUCAUCAGCCAAAUGUUUACCCAUGAACUGGAGCGACAAAUUCAAUUUGUAAUUGACUGGAUGGAUAAGGGGAAGGAAGAGAAAAUAGACCUGCAAACUCCUCUUGAACUGUCGACUCUUUUCGAACUUCGACAAAAAUGGGGCUAUCCAAGCUCGGCCAAGUAG
Messenger RNA from Puccinia triticina, 1563 nucleotides. RefSeq lists its product as uncharacterized. The record is from RefSeq and is a predicted model, not a curated record. The transcript has 3 exons. Lineage: Eukaryota; Fungi; Basidiomycota; Pucciniomycetes; Pucciniales; Pucciniaceae. The coding region runs from base 1 to 1563 and encodes 520 amino acids.